Papaver somniferum (opium poppy) is the source of this 633-nucleotide messenger RNA. RefSeq lists its product as uncharacterized. Bases 1 to 633 code for a protein of 210 amino acids. The transcript is spliced from 2 exons. The record is from RefSeq and is a predicted model, not a curated record. Lineage: Eukaryota; Viridiplantae; Streptophyta; Magnoliopsida; Ranunculales; Papaveraceae.
AUGGGUGAUCUAAAUGUUGUUCUAAGAAAGGAGGAGAAAAAAGGAGCAAGACCUUUUAACAGAGAAGAAGCUAAUAUAUUUAGCACAAUAAUAGUUGAUAUGAACCUACAUGAUUUGGGGUUUAAUGGCUAUCCUUUCACUUGGAGCAGUAAAAGAGAGGACAACUCUAGAGUAGAAGAAAGACUUGACAGAGCACUAAGCAAUGAGAAAUGGAAUGACCUCUUUCCAAAAUCUACAAUCCAUCAUCUCAUUACUAGGGGCUCAGAUCAUGGUCCCAUUAUUUUUAAAACCAAUCCUGAUUGGAAGGAUAGGGCUUAUACUUUUAAGUAUUUUGGAGGUUGGAUGGAACAUCCUGACUACAAAGGAGUUAUUAGGGACUCAUGGAAACAAAGCCAACAAGGUACCUGCAGAGGAGCAAAAGAAACACGUCUCCAGCAAAGCUCUUCAGAAACAAUGAGAAAGAAAGCAGCUACAAAUGCUUACAACUGGGAAGCGGAAUUAGGAAGCAGGAUGGAAUUUGAAACACACUCUGGCCAACUAAUAAAGCUAAUCAGAAGUCUGCAUGCUGAGAAGGUUGGAGAAAGAUUCACUAUAAACAAUGAUGGGAAGGAAGUCUUUGAAGUCGGCACAUGA